Nylanderia fulva is the source of this 3755-nucleotide messenger RNA. Its product is annotated as proton channel OtopLc. Gene Ontology annotation, molecular function: proton channel activity. The record is from RefSeq and is a predicted model, not a curated record. NCBI's taxonomy places the organism in Eukaryota, Metazoa, Arthropoda, Insecta, Hymenoptera, Formicidae. Gene Ontology annotation, biological process: proton transmembrane transport. Gene Ontology annotation, cellular component: membrane.
CCCGGCGGCGACCCUCGCAGGAUGUCGAUGUCUCGCGUGGCGCGCCCUUCGGGAGGUGCCGAAGUGUCUCAUCCGUGCUGCCUCGUACACGCGCGCCACGAUUGAUCGCGCUCCAUCCCUGAGAGCUCGAUUUUUUCGAAAACCUUCUCUCUUCCUCCCCUCCUUUCCUUACAUAUACAUUCUUUUUCUCCCGCUCGAUUCGUUCAACAAGUCUCGCAACCCCUUCUUUCCCGGAUUUCCUUAAAAAAAAAAAAAGGGAAAAAAAUCGGAAGAGCAAUCGAGAAAAGUUGAAACGCGCAUUUUUUUUUUUCUCGGAUCUCUUCCGGAGAUGAAAAAAAAAAAAAAUAUGUAAGAAAUUGGCGCGACUCGUCGUACGCACUCGGAGCAACGAGGGUACGCGUGUGCGUGAAAGAACGCGGUGGUGCGUGUGUUUACAACCUGUGGGUGGCGGUAGCGGCAGCGUUAUAUAGAGGCACCGAUUACGGGAUAUGGAUUCACAGUGGACCCGGGUGGAGGCGGAAGGCGGCAGAUGACGGGUCCGCGGCCGAGCCCGGCGAGAGGAGGCGCCGAAUGAAAGUGAAAACGGGGGACACUACACUACUACGGGGUGCGUACUACGAUGUGAGAGGGAGGAUGCGUCGCCCUCGGGAGAACGGCCAAGGGUGCGGGAAGACGAACGCCGGAAGGCGGCGACGAAUGCCUUGAAAAGCUCACCCCGACCGAUUCUUUCAGACUGCAACCCACCCUCUUUAGAAUUCCCCGUCCGUGGAGGAGCGACGAGGGGUUCGUCGAAGACAAAGACGAGGGAGCGAGAGAAGAGAGCGAAAGAAACGAGGAGACUCCCUGACUCUCCGAGAAGGAGGUGCGGUUGAGCCAGGGUGGUGAAAAAGCGAGAGGAAGAUAAGGAGAUAAGGAAGAUGGGCGAGAGCUCGCCGGAUCUCAGCCUCCGGCUACGCCAGGGCAGCUCCGAUUCCAGAGACUCCUUCUAUAUGGACUUCGCUCAGGGAAUCGAUUCGGAUAUCGAGGAAGUGACGCGACCAGGCGACAAUAAUUCCGAUCCCAUGCUGGAAAAUCACCUGGAGGAAAACGGGAACGAACUGCCACCGAUUGAGGACAUCACAACGAUCCCGGAAGAGGCUUCCGAAGAGUUAAGAGAGGAAGAAGAGGCGGCUGCGUUGGAGGCUGCGCUUCGAACGCCAGACGGCGGCACGAUUAGCACGGAAAUCAGGAAACCGUCGGCUGCGACGCUUACGCAGGAUUGGCCAGGAUUGCCGAUCGCGCUACCAUCACCAGCCUCGCCAUCCGCGGUAAUCGUCUCGCCGGAAACGCUGUCUAGACACAGCAGCAGCUCACCUUCUCGCGUUCACCGACCACCCCAGUUCGCGUUGGCCCUGCCAUGUUCCUCGCAACCGAUUCCGGCGGUCUGCUACCCGGCGCCGACCUUCCUCGAGGUCACCGACGAGCGGAAGUGGAAGAACCUUGGAUGCGACGCCCUGGCAACCACUUUGAGCGCGUUGUACGGGAAACUUCUGGUUGUGAUGGGGAUCGCCUUUCCCAUGGCGGAAGUAAUAUCCACGUACAUACCGCCGUCGUUCUAUGAGGCUUUCUACCUCUACCUUUAUUUCGGCAGCAUGAUUUUCCUGGUCUACAUGUACGCUAUGUUGUUCAGAGAUGGCAAGUCAAAACCGAAGAAGCAGAAGGACAUAUCGGACCUGGACUCGUCGAGAUCGUCGAGCGGCGCCGGCGGCGACAGCGACACGCCCGAAACAGGAUGUCCGCACGUGUAUACGGGACGUCCGGUCCAGCAUUACGGCAGCUUCUAUCUGCGAAUGGGCGCCGUCGCGUUUGGCAUCGGCUCGAUGAUCUAUUCCGGUCUGGAGUUCGGCCAAUACUUCGAGCUGGAGCAGAACACCAAGUGUCACAACAUCAUGCUGGCUCUCACGCCGGCCACGAGGAUGGCCUUCAUCUUCAUUCAAAUGUACUUCAUAUUCCUAAACAAUGAGCAAAUGAAGGUUUAUCGCCAUCGCGUCGUAGCUCGUUUCGGACUAAUGCAUAUGAUUGGCACAAAUCUGUCAGUCUGGCUGAACGUUCUCAUACAGGAAACGAAACACGAGAUCCUCACUUUCUACAAUCCGGAGAACAACUCUCUCAGAAUCUCUCAUAGACUAGGCUCCAAGGGUGGAUUUCACCCUUUCGGCGGACACAUUCAUUCCCAUCACGGGGAACACGUGCGGCUCCCGCGCGGUCUCAAAGGACCCCAUCACUUGUACGAAUGCAGAAGAACGAAUAUAAUGGGAUCGUUGGUGCAAGACGCCAGCCCCUUCCUUUUCCCGUGUACGAUAGAAUAUAGCUUGAUUUGCGCAGCCAUUUUAUACGUUAUGUGGAAAAACAUAUCGAAAAUCGGAUUCACGCAGCCCACAACACCGCCUGGUUCGCGUCAUCACGCACACGCCUACAGGAAAUCGCCUCAUCAUUACAGCGUGGACUGCGCCCGCGCGCACAAGGGCCUGUUCGUGGGCAUUCUGAUUCUGGUGCUGACCAUAAUCUCCCUGAUCCUCUUCUUCGUCCUGAUUUCGCGGCCCGAGCUGGUCAGCCUCGCCGUGACCGAGGUGAACGUCUGCGAGCUGACGCUCUACGGGAUGUCCACCCUGGCGACGUUGAUCGGCAUGUUCCAGAUGCGGAAGCUGCGCUACGAUGGCGGAAGAAAUCUCGAGCUCGACAACAUCCUCCUGGUGGCCGCGCAGACCGGCAUGUUCAUCUACUCCACCUUCACCAUCAUCGGCGGUCACUUCACCCUGCAGAAACACACGGUCCUCGUCCUGGUCACCGCGCUGGCCAGCGUAGUCCAGACCACCUGUCAAACCAUCUUCAUCCUGGACGCGUCCAGACGCUCGGUGGCCACCGCCGAGCAGAUACGCCGAAAACCGGGCAGGGAGAUCGUGACGUUUCUGUUGGUGACGAAUCUGGCCAUGUGGGCAAUCAACACUCUGGAGAAGUCACGCGCGGAAUCGCAUCCCGUGCAGUUGCACUUCUACGGCCUGUGGGCGUGGACGAUCAUCACCCACGUCUCGAUGCCGCUGGCGAUCUUCUACAGAUUCCACAGCACCGUUUGUCUGUGCGAGGUGUGGAAGCGGGCCUACAAGGUCAAGCCGACCUACAUGUGACGCAAGAGGUCCCGCGAGAUCAUAUGGAAGACCGGAAGUGCGCCACAGCGGCCCAAGAGCCAGCAGUCGAGGCUUCACGUCAUCGCGGAGAACGAUCCGGCGUAUUUCAUAUGAUCGAGAGAAAUAUCGAAUCGCCACGAUCGUCGAAGAUGGCGCGAAAACCGUCUCGAGGAAAGAGAGUAUGUUAGGCGGCGUCACAAAGAGUAGUCAUCGUCGAAUUUUCGUUUCAAUGGACAGAACUUUUCUAGACAUUCCCAGAGCACGCGAUUCACGCGAUGAUACAUACACAAUUCAUAUUUUGCGCGAGACUUGUAUUCUCUCCAAGGGCUCUCCAGGGAAACAUUUUUGUAGAAAUAGAUUCGAAGAUUUCUAAUGACAUUUUGGAUAUAUAUACAUAUAAAAUGCGUAAAUAGAUUACUUCAAGAAAAAUGCAUUUCAGCGAAAAAAUAUUCAUAACGAGAAAAAACUGUCAUGUAAACACAGUAAACAGUGUGUUACUUCGUCAUUUAUCGAAAGUCGAUGUCCCUAGUCUAGCGUUGUACAAAUAUAUUUCGUCAAUAUAUAAAUAUCGACGAAGGACUAUAAAAUUGA